CGGAAAGGCCUGAAGAGAGGUGCUUCGUCAAGAAAUGGCCCAGAUGUAGCGAUUGGUAGAGGUUUUGACGUAGAUCUGUCGAUCUGUCGUAUCGUCGUCAUCAACAUGACGGACAACAAGUUCAGGGAGCACUUCUGGGAAGCUCCAAAGGAGUACUUCAUCCCUUUCUGGUACCUGUGAGCCACACGCACACUCACAGAUGGAAUUGGACAUACCGGUGUCUGUCCCUCGGUUCUCUCUCUGUCUACGUCCACUCGCUGUCUGCCUGUCAGGAUCAUAUCGAGCGUGUGCAUGGUUGUUUCCGUGGUAGUUGGCACUCUACAGUACCUGAAGCUCAGGAAAAUCGGCAAUGAAAUCAGAAAGUGAGAACAAAGAAGAAAGGACCAACGACAAACGUUUUACACGCACGGAAGUAUGUCACACGUGUGUGUGUGUAUGGUUGGUGUGUUUCUUGCUUUCUGCUCGAUCAGACAUCGGCAGGCUGUGUUCCUCCCUCGCAAGGUGGGUGGGGGGAUGGGCAAAGGAAGGGUACACACACACCUGACCGACAGACAGACAGACAGGCAGACCGACAGACAGACAGAGAAGCAACCAGUGCUGCCUGCAUGUGCUGUUUGUUUGUCGUGCGUGUGUUGUGUGUUGGUUUGGUUCUUCUGUCUGUUAGACACAGCUGUCCGUGGCAAUGUCCAACCUCCCGCCGAUCCUGGCUUUCCUCAACUGGUACUUUCCCGCCUGUCUACCAUUGCACGAAGGAAGGGAAGGAGGCCUGCCGGCCUAGCAGCACUUGUUGUCUGUCUGUCUGUCUGUCUGUCUGUCGGCAGGGGCACAUUAAUGUUUCCGCACCAGAAGCUCACCUUCUGGGUGCUGUGUAACGUCUACAUCGCACUGGUAAGACCGGCAAGACACACACACACACACAUUCUCUCUCGUUCUCUGCCAUCGCGCACACGUGUGUGUGUGGAGUGUGUGCAGGCUUUGUAUCGCUCCUGGGAGAUGAUCAUCAUCUGUUUGGGAGGCCCUGAGCGGUUUGUGGAGCGUCUGAGAGGCAGGGGGCCCUACAGGGUCUACGUCGCCGUCCCUUGCUGCUGCUUCGGUGCACUGGUCAAGAAACGAGCAUUCGGAGAGGUGAGCUGGCCAUACCCUUACUCACAGAGAGACAGAGGGCAUCUGUCUCUCUGGGGGCUUGGUUUGGUUUGCGUGUGUGUGCCUUGCGUUUUGUCGUUUCAGCUUGAGAUGUGGGUGACCUACCUCUUUGUGGCCCAGCAGCUGUACGUUGGGCCCAUCAUGGCAAUCAUCAGGUCGCUCAACAGAGACAAUGUGCUCGGACAGGUGGGGUGCAGCGGACACACACACACACACACACACACACCGGGAUGGGAUGCCUGUGUCCACCACUGCAGAUCAGCAGCCCGAUCAGCCUUUUGUCUACGCUGUUCGCCAUGUAUGGAGUGCACAUUGUCUUCCGGGCCGCCAAGCCUUUCUUCAUGAAGCAGCUCCACGACGCGGCAGGUGUGUGGGUGUGUGGGCGGGCUGGCCAGCGACACACGCCUGCGCAUGACUGUCCGUCCGCUGUGUUUGGGUGGGCAGGACCUCGGUUCUGGGUGGUCAAGUCGACGGUAGUGCUGAUGCGGCUGACCGAGCUGAUCUGCAAUAUCAAUGGGGUCGCCCAGGGCUUCCCUAACACGGUCUACACGCCGGUACGUGGGGACGUAUGCGUGUGGCCGCAGAGCCAUACACAUACAUCAUGAUGUGUGUGUGUUCAUUGCUCAUUGAUUCAAUGGCAUGUGUGUGCCCUUCACUCUCACUGAAGGAGGUGAUGGGUGUGAUGUGGUCGGCCGUCUUCAUCAGUGUGUGGUGUGCCAUCAUCACCUGCCUCUCCUACUUCUUCUUCGACGCGCGGGACCUCAACAUACUAGAGGUGUUGCAGAAGAAAACGUCCACACACGAGGCCCUCUGAGUGUCUGUCUUUCUGGAUGGAUGGAUGGAUGUGUGUGUGUGUAUGUGUGAAGGUUGAGACGAAUCGCUUUCCGUCUGAGAGUGUGAAGAACUCGAUGACGCCCACGGGCUACAUGGAGGCGCCACAGCACACAGAGGAGAGAGGCGGUGAGCCACACAUUAUAGUGGACGGAGCCACCAAUGCCAAUGCCCCAGCAAUUGUGAGGGACAACCAGACCACCUCCACCACCGCCACAACGACGGCACAAGACGACAACGCACACAGCCGGGAAGGCUCUUACGGCACCAUGGGGGACACAUCACUGUAGCCAGGACAGGCAGCGUGUCUGUCUCUCUCUCCUCUUUAUCCAAGGUAAGUGUACGCGAUGAUCGCAGGCCUAACUGUCUUUGCAGUUUUUUCCCAGUCCGUCUAGUCUUUUUGAUGUGUGUGUGUGUGUGAGUGUGUGUGUGUGAGUGAGUGAGUGAGUGGAGCGUCUUUAUUUAUGUCACAUGACUGACAAUUGUGAGAUGGAGUGUGCAGGUAGAUAGGUGCACAUGAGUGAUGCUGGGCGAGUGAGUAAAUAAACAAAGUGCGCGUGUGUCACGUGUCUAUGUGCUGGGUGAUCGAUCUUUUGGUGCCCUCAUGCAGCCAGCCGAGGGCAACCAGUAGUAGACGCCUGUUGAGCACAGGCGUGCAUGCAGCCCUUCUCUUCGUCCUUGUACGAAGCGCGCCGAGACCUCCAGAGGCCUUUUGCAUGUUUAGUGUGUCGGCGGGUCGUGCAGAAGGCCGGAUAAGGAAGAGUGAGUG
Vitrella brassicaformis is the source of this 2743-nucleotide messenger RNA. The record is from the annotation of a GenBank genome assembly. Lineage: Eukaryota; Vitrellaceae.